Molecule: messenger RNA, 2284 nt
Organism: Synchiropus splendidus (mandarinfish)
Lineage: Eukaryota; Metazoa; Chordata; Actinopteri; Syngnathiformes; Callionymidae
Gene: hacl1
Product: 2-hydroxyacyl-CoA lyase 1
Exons: 16
Coding region: 128-1837 (569 amino acids)
Biological process (GO): fatty acid alpha-oxidation
Cellular component (GO): peroxisome
Molecular function (GO): catalytic activity; thiamine pyrophosphate binding; magnesium ion binding
Source: RefSeq, a predicted model, not a curated record
UGACUAAAAGGGGCGGGGCCACGGCAACCUCAAGCAGGCGUCGAGUUUAUACUUUUCAAACCAAUAAGUUGAUGCAAAUAGGUUUUCAGACACUUUCUAAAUGUGCAAACUUUGAGUUAACUUAAACAUGAAUGACGUAACAGGAGCGCAGCUCAUAGCGGAGUCUCUCAAGACCCAGGGAGUGGAGUACAUGUUCGGGAUCGUCGGGGUUCCAGUCAUAGAGGUGGCCAUGGCUGCACAGGCUGCUGGGAUCAAAUAUGUGGGGAUGCGCAAUGAGCAAGCGGCCUGCUAUGCUGCUUCUGCUGUAGGAUACCUGACUGGAAGACCAGGUGCUUGUCUGGUGGUGUCAGGACCAGGGCUCAUUCAUGCUCUGGGGGGAAUGGCCAAUGCCAACAUGAACUGCUGGCCAGUGGUCGUGAUCGGUGGAUCAUCUGAUCGAAACCAAGAAACAGCCGGGGCCUUUCAAGAGUUCCCACAGGUUGAAGCUUGUCGUCUGUACAGCAAGUUCUCCGCCCGACCAAGCAGCCUAGAAGCCAUCCCAGCAGUGAUUGAGAAGGCAGUGCGCUCGAGCAUCUACGGCCGACCUGGAGCUUGUUAUGUGGACAUAGCUGGAGACAUGGUCAACGCUAACGUGGGCAGAAGUAGCGUCAGAGUUGUGUCCUGCUGUCCACCUCCUCCCGUCAGUUUGGCUGACCAAAAUGAAAUUUCCAAAGCAAUGACCACCCUAAAAGCCUCCAAACGACCUUUAGCUAUCAUUGGCAAAGGAGCCGCCUACGGCCGAGCGGAGGCUGCUCUCAAGAGCUUUGUGGAGUUCAGUGGUCUGCCGUUUCUGCCCACACCCAUGGGGAAAGGAGUUCUGCCUGACGACCAUGUGAACUGUGUGGCUGCCGCCCGCUCAAGAGCUCUGCUCCAGGCAGAUGUAAUUCUCCUUUUUGGAGCGCGCCUCAACUGGAUGCUCCAUUUUGGUUUGCCCCCGAGAUUUGAUCCUGAAGUGAAAGUCAUCCAGGUCGACAUUUGUGCCGAGGAGAUGGGGAACAACGUGAGACCAGCUGCUGCUCUUCUGGGUGACGUCACUGCUGUGGUUCUACAGCUUCUAGAGAGCAUCCAGAAAGCUGGCUGGAAGUAUCCCUCUGACACAGACUGGUGGAGCACACUAAAGGAGAAAAUGGCUGCCAAUACAAAAAUUUCACAAGCUCUUGCUCUGCAGACCACCUUGCCCAUGAACUACUACACAGUGUUCCACCACAUGUCUAAGCUCCUGCCGCAUGACUGCAUCAUCGUCAGCGAAGGCGCCAACACGAUGGACAUUGGACGCACAAUGUUGAACAACUACUUCCCACGACACAGGUUGGAUGCAGGGACAUUUGGGACGAUGGGCGUCGGACUUGGUUUCGCUAUCGCAGCUGCUGAAGUGGAGCGGAGUAAAGGUGGUGGGAGACGGGUUGUAUGUGUGGAAGGAGACAGUGCUUUUGGCUUCUCUGGUAUGGAGGUAGAAACAAUGUGCAGGUAUAAUCUACCUGUGGUCAUCAUUGUGGUCAACAACAACGGCAUCUAUAGCGGAGUGGACCCUGAAACCUGGAAGGAACUGGCCAAACUUGGAGACCUAUCCACUGUGGCACCUCCUGUGACCCUGCUCCCAGAGGCUCGCUACGAUGAGGUCAUGACAGCGUUUGGAGGUCGAGGUUUCUUGGUGAGGACGGUGGAGGAGCUGCGUAGUGCUUUGGAACAGAGCCUGAGUGACUGGACGAGACCCAGUCUGCUCAACGUGCUCAUCAGCCCGUCAUCUGACAGGAAGCAGCAGGUACCAACAUGGAGGUGGAAUGAAACCCUGAUAUGACGGCAUCAAACAAUAGCCAUGUGAGAUUAAAAUCUGGACCAGUGGGGAAUGGUGUGUUUAACCGAGCGAUUGGUGCCAUCACAGUGAGCUCUCACACCUUUUUCAGAGCGGCAAUAACUUUCUCAGUGGGACAUUAUAGCGAAGAGCGUGUGCUCAGUUUGGCCUCGGCAUGACUGGCAUGCCUUGCUCAACAGCAACUGUACGCUCAGGUGCACAGGAGAAGAGAGCACUGUUGCAUCUACAAUCCCUCCACCUCACACCGGCCUGACCUUUCUAUUAUAAGAGCCCCAUAAUUAGAAAGCCGGGCUCUCUGUGUUUAUGUUGAAUGUAUCCAUGCAACGCCUUCACGUUUGAAGGUUGUUUUGGGGAGUGUAGCCAUGGAGCCCGAGUUCCGUGACGUUACUUAUUCAACGUGAUUCAAUCUAAGAUCUGAUAAUGUGAUGCUUC